AUGUCAAAGGCACGCUACAACUUCAAGACGCGCCCGGUUGCGCACCCAGACGCCAUUGUCGCGGGCGACAAGUACCGCUUUACCAUCCUCACCGAUGGCUUGUUGCGCUUUGAGUGGGCCGAGGACGGCCGCUUCGAGGACCGCGCAAGUACUUUUGCCAUCAACCGCAAGCUGGCUGUUCCCGACUUCUAUGUCUGGGAUCGCGGUCACGGCAUCGAGAUUGUAACCAAGCGCUUCCACGUUGUGUACGACAAGAAGAAGUUUAGCGCCGAGGGCCUGAAGAUACAUCUCAAGGGGAAUGUGACGGGUACAUGGACAUAUGGCCAGCAAGUCUCCAAUCUGGGUGGAACCACACGCACACUGGAUGGAGUGAACGGCCGGGCCAACAUUGGACCCGGUAUACUGUCGAGAGAGGGUAUGACUCCUUUGGAUGACACCAAAUCCAUGCUCUUCGAGGACAACGGCUGGAUCGCGGGACGCCGAGGUGGAGACAGGAGCGAUCACUACAUCUUCAUGUACGGUCGCGACUACCGGGAAGCCAUGCGCGCAUUCUACGCAGUCUCGGGAAGCCAGCCUCUACUGCCACGAUAUGCCUUGGGCAACUGGUGGAGCCGAUACCAUGCUUACGACGAGAAGGAGUACCUCGCCUUGCACGAUCAUUUCGAAAAAGACGAUGUACCGAUGAAUGUCGCAGUUGUGGAUAUGGACUGGCAUCUUGUAUGGGACAUACCGGGUGGUUACAAUGGCUGGACCGGAUACACGUGGAACAAGAAGCUCUUCCCCGACCCUGAUGCUUUUAUGAAGAAGCUGCACGAUCGGGGUAUGAGAUUAACAUUGAACCUCCAUCCCGCGGACGGUUUCAGGCCAUUCGAGGACCAAUAUCCCGAAGUUGCCAAAUACCUCGGUAUCGAUCCAGCGUCCAAGCAGACGAUUCCGUUUGAUUGUACGGACAAGAAGUUUAUGGAUGCCUACUUUGACGUUGUACACCACGACCAUGAAAAGCGAGGUGUUGACUUUUGGUGGGUGGACUGGCAGCAGGGCAACACGUCCAAGAUUCCUGGCGUAGACCCGCUUUGGGUACUCAACCACUUCCAUUUCCUCGACUCUGGACGCGGCUCCCAGCGUCCACUGAUUCUGUCGCGAUUUGGUGGACCAGGAGCCCAGCGGUACCAGAUUGGCUUUUCUGGCGAUACCAUCAUCACCUGGGAGAGUCUAAACUACCAGCCCGAGUUCACAGCAACCGCCUCAAACAUCGGGUAUGGAUGGUGGAGCAACGACAUUGGCGGCCACACGCACGGCUACAAGAAUGACGAGCUCUACACACGCUGGGUACAGCUAGGUUGCUGGUCACCCAUCCUACGUCUCCACUCCGACAACAACCCCUUCAACACGCGUGAGCCGUGGCGCUACAACGAAGAAGCCCGCACUAUAGUCGAAGACACUUUGCGCUUCCGCCACCGCCUCAUCCCCUAUCUCUACACGAUGAACGCCCGCAGCGCCAGCUACGACGAACCCCUCAUCCAACCCAUGUACUGGGACAACCCCGAAGCAGACGAAGCCUACAACGUGCCCAACCAAUACCGCUUCGGCACCGAACUCAUCGUCGCGCCAAUCACCUCGGCCCGCUCCACCGUCACGCAUUUCGGUGCAGAGAAAAUCUGGCUCCCAGCUGGUCGCUACGUCGACAUCUUCACAGGCAUCGUAUACAACCGAUCCGGCGAACUCACCGUCCAUAGACCCUUGAACACCGUCCCUGUCUUCGCAAAACAAGGCUCCAUCAUCCCCCUCGACGCCGCCUACCGCCCCGUAUCUGGCUCGCCCAACCCGCCUGGUUUGGAAAUCCUCCUUGUGGUAGGCGCAGACGGGGCAUUCACCCUCAUCGAAGACGAUGGGACUGGUCAUCUCGUCGACGACUGUGGGUUUAGCCUCAUCUCCCACGACGACAUCGCCACCUCCAAUAGUGAUGACAACGGCGACGACACCGUAACGUUCAUCUCCACACCAAUCACCUACAAACAAUCCACCGGCGUCUUGAAAAUCGGUCCUGCAUCCCCCGACCCAUCAACCUCCGACCCAGCAAUCCCCAAACACCGGUCUUGGAAAAUCCGUCUUCUGGCGCACACUCCACCUAAAGGGACGGAAAUCCGCGUCAUCACCACCGCGCCAGCUACCCGCCGAAACGCCAAAUCCCUCCCUUUCACCCUCGAAAAAGCGGACAACGGGACCGUGAUUUCCAUCGACGCAGUGCCUGUUUCUCACACCAUCAUCAUCGAGUUAUGCCCUUCUUCCCCUACCUCCCCGUCCUCCAAUUGUGGAAGCGGCCCCACCCUAGACAUCAUAAACCCCAACCCCCACAUCUGGAACAUACUCGAUAAAGCAUGGUUGGACAACGAGAAGAAACGCGAUAUCUGGUUCUGUCUUGAUAACAACGAGCCUGUGCUGAAUAAAGUAAGGGCGCUACAGGGGAGAGGCGUGGAGCCGGAUUUGUUGGAUGCGAUGCUGGAGUUGUUGCUUGCGGAUGAGAGAUAUGCGGGGGAGGGGGCUGCGGAUGGGGAGAUGGAGUUUUAG
Pyrenophora tritici-repentis Pt-1C-BFP is the source of this 2568-nucleotide messenger RNA. Its product is annotated as Alpha-glucosidase, family 31 glycosyl hydrolase. Gene Ontology annotation, molecular function: hydrolase activity, hydrolyzing O-glycosyl compounds. Gene Ontology annotation, biological process: carbohydrate metabolic process. The record is from RefSeq and is a predicted model, not a curated record. Lineage: Eukaryota; Fungi; Ascomycota; Dothideomycetes; Pleosporales; Pleosporaceae.